Messenger RNA from Ilex paraguariensis (yerba mate), 808 nucleotides. The record is from the annotation of a GenBank genome assembly. NCBI's taxonomy places the organism in Eukaryota, Viridiplantae, Streptophyta, Magnoliopsida, Aquifoliales, Aquifoliaceae.
GGUAAAAAGGGAUUACGGGCAUGAAUGAGCUUCUUCGGCUAGAAAGCCAAAAGUUUUCUUCUUCCCCACGGUGCUUCUCGAACCUUUUGAUUUCUUCGUUCUUGGGAGCUCAUUUUCCCCAUAUUUCUUGCUUUGCUCAGUAGAGAUUCAUCCUUCAAAACCCCAUUCCCUUAUUUUAGGGCACUCUUAAAGUAUUUAGGAGGCCAAUCUGAGCAUUAAUACAUUAAGAGAACUAAUGGCUUUGAAAGAAUCUGGCAAAGAAGGGGUAUUAACAUUUCCCCAUUUGAUCUCAUGCCUUGAGAGAGACGACCCACCACUCGAUGGUGUCGGAGAGGCGAAAGGCGACGUUCAAUGGCGUGAUUCCUAGCACAACUCCAUGGUAGCUGGUAGUGGAGAGAGCAUGGGCGGCGCCCAUUCUGUUUUGGGUCGUGACCAAGGUGGAGAAGGCGGUGUCCAUGGCGCUGGUGACACUAUAGGAGAUGAAGGUAGGGGCGCCAACGACGCUGGAGGCGGCGCCUCAAUGGGCGAGAUGAGGGGUGGCUUAGGCGACGUUGUAGGACGUUUGGUGGGCACCACCUUUGGCGCGGGUUCCGGAGUUCAUAAUAGUAUAUGUUCAAUACUAAAUAUGUUUCAAACUAAUGACUCCCUUCAUUUGAUGCACUCACCUUGUGUCACGAGGUUAAAUUUCUUACCAAAUUUCUGCCUUGUGAUGACACUAAGAUUCAACACUUAGUUUCAGCCAAACACUCAGAAUGCACAUAGAACAGAGAAUGAACAAUAAGUAAACAAACAGACAAGGCACACAGAA